AGCGGCCGCCGGGGCCCUUUUCACAUGUCACGCCACACUCGCGGCCAUCUCCCUCAUUCCAACCUGCAACUUUUUCCUCCUUAGCCUCCUUUCUGCCUGCUCUGGCGCAGCUUAUCUACUCCUCCUUCUGCUCCUAAUCCCCUCGCAGACAAAAUAUGCCCUGCGCCCCCUGCCAAUUCUGCCCGCCCUGUCGAUUUUGACCUCCUUUCGCCGUCUCCCUCCCGCACAAUGGCCACCGCCGUCGCCAAUGGCCAUGCCACCCCCUCCGCCGAUGCGGCCAAACAACGCCGGCUGAUCCACCACCAUGCCGAUGUCGUGAUUGUGGGCGCCGGUAUUCUGGGAUGCGCACUGGCCGUGACACUUGGAAAACAGGGGCGCAGCGUUCUGCUGCUGGAGAAUUCCAUGAAGGAGCCUGACCGCAUCGUCGGAGAGCUGUUGCAACCUGGCGGCGUCGAGGCCCUCGAGAAGCUGGGCCUUGCUGGUUGUCUGGAAGACAUUGACGCAAUCCCAGUUACUGGCUACUACGUGUCCUACUUUGGCAAGCCGGUGUCGUUCGCGUAUCCCAAGUCGUCGCCGUCGUCGCCGCCUCCGCAAGGCCGUUGCUUCCACCAUGGCCGGUUUGUCAUGAAACUGCGCGCGGCCGCGCUGGCGUGUCCCAACGUGACGGUCGUGGAGACCAAGGCUACGGAAUUGGUCACUUGCUCUCACACCAAGCAGGUUCUUGGAGUCGAGUGUGUGACCAAGGACAUGAAGGAUUGCUACUUUGGCCAUCUCACGGUGGUGGCCGACGGCUAUGCCUCGAAAUUCCGCAAACAAUACCACUCCAACACCCCCAAGGUCCGGUCCAGGUUCUGGGGCUUGGAAUUGAUCGAUGCCGACCUUCCCAAGCCUUACCACGGCCAUGUCCUUCUGAGCGACAAUGCCCCUAUUCUCGUGUACCAAAUUGGCACCCAUGAAACCCGCAUCCUUAUCGACAUCCCGGAGAACCUCCCGUCGGCAUCCGUUAAGAAUGGCGGCGUCAAGGGCCACCUUCGCAAUGUCGUCCUACCUUCUCUUCCCAAGUCAAUUCAGCCUUCCUUCAUUGCUGCGUUAGAAAAGGGCCAGCUGCGUUCUAUGCCCAAUUCAUAUCUCCCCAGCGCACAAAACAAGACCCCAGGUCUAGUCAUCUUGGGCGAUGCUCUCAACAUGCGGCACCCCCUAACCGGAGGAGGAAUGACUGUCGCUUUCAACGAUGUCGUGGUUCUGCGUGACCUGCUGAGUCCGGAGAAGGUCCCCAGCUUUGCGGAUCACCGAAAAGUCCUACAGCAGCUGUCUUCGUUCCACUGGCAACGGAAGAAGGGAUCCUCUGUCAUCAACAUCUUAGCCCAGGCCCUGUAUGCCCUGUUCGCUGCCAAUGAUGAGAACCUCCGUGCUCUCCAACGAGGCUGCUUCCGCUACUUCGAACUAGGAAUGACCAGCGGUCCCGUAGGUCUCCUGGGCGGUCUGAUCAAGAAGCCCGCCGUCCUAUUCUGGCACUUCUUCAGUGUCGCCUUUCUUUCCCUCUGGCUCGUCAUCACCAAUUCCCCCAUAUACAAGUUCCCCCUGGCUCUGUUCCACUGCAUCAUGGUGUUCUGGACAGCAUGCGUCGUGAUCUUCCCUUACAUGCUGAUAGAAGCAUUUUGCUAAACCAGCAAAUCCCUCGACUACAUCCUCCCAGCAUGUCAUCCAGCCAUCCACCCUGCCAUCCAUCCAUCCCCCUCCUCAUCCCUCUUAUCACUUAAUGGACCCAAGAUGGGGUCGAGUCGUUUCAUGAGAUGCAUGUUUGUGCUUCAUUCACGGAGAGCCAUGACCCGUACAUACAUACAUUACUGUUCCACUUUCUCGUCACAUAUUUUUUAAUUGCCUUUUUUUCUUUCUUAUGCUGUACUAUUAGGACUUUCCCAACCUUUUUCUUGCAAAACUUUUAUAUACUACUUUUCUUUCUCUCUGUAGUCUCUAGCUCGAAAUGCAUGACCUCGUCACAUUUCGAGACACUUCAAUAAACUGUAUAUGUAUGUCGUUAAAUCAAGCGAAUUGCAUGCUUGACCCAGACAACCAGACUUCCCCCAAGAAAAUAGU
Aspergillus ibericus CBS 121593 is the source of this 2097-nucleotide messenger RNA. RefSeq names its product squalene monooxygenase erg1 (gene erg1). Gene Ontology annotation, molecular function: flavin adenine dinucleotide binding; squalene monooxygenase activity. The record is from RefSeq and is a predicted model, not a curated record. NCBI's taxonomy places the organism in Eukaryota, Fungi, Ascomycota, Eurotiomycetes, Eurotiales, Aspergillaceae. Gene Ontology annotation, cellular component: endoplasmic reticulum; membrane. The transcript is spliced from 2 exons. Gene Ontology annotation, biological process: ergosterol biosynthetic process. The coding region runs from base 229 to 1665 and encodes 478 amino acids.